AAUCAACAGUACUACUGAUGACUUGUGUCGUCUAUCGCUGGCGUUCACGAUAUUUUUUAUGUUGGUUUUUCCUAAACGAAGCAGGAAGAGAGAGAGCGCCGAAGAUGAAGCAACCAGGAAGUGUUCCAGCAAUUUAACCGUUGCUCCUAGCGAUGUCUGUUGUGAAACUGCUGGUCUCCACCCUGGGAAAAGCGACCGGGAUAUUAACUAUCGUUGUUGUUGUCCUUGCAGCAGUUUUGAUUUAUUUCGAAGAUCCUGAUCCGGUUAAAUACACCAGCAUGGCAGAGGACAUGAAGACUCUGGAGGAGAACUUCAGGCAGCAAAAUAAAAGCUGUUUCAUCCUUGGUGCUUCUGGAGAGACGGGCCAGGUGGUUCUCAAAGAGCUGCUAGCACGCAACCUCUUCUCCAAGAUUACUCUCAUUGGAAGGAGACAGCUCACCUUUGAGGACAAAGCAUAUGAAAACCUGGUACAAGAGGUGGUGGACUUUGAGAAGCUUGAUGAUUAUGCUGCAGCCUUCCAGGGCCAUGAUGUUGGCUACUGCUGCCUAGGAACAACUAAAGCCAAAGCAGGGACUGAUGGAUUCAUCCGUGUUGAUCAUGACUAUGUUAUGAAAUCAGCGGAGCUCGCCAAGGCAGGAGGCUCCACACAGUUCCACCUGGAGUCCUCCAGAGGAGCCGAUAAAAGCAGCAGCUUCCUCUACCUCAAAGUCAAGGGACAAGUGGAAGCAGAGAUUGAGGCUCUGGGCUUUGACAGAUAUGCCAUAUACAGACCAGGGGUUUUAUUGGUAGAUAGGCAGGAGAGUCGGCCUGCUGAGUGGUUGGCCAGAAAAUUCUUCAGUGCCUUUUCCGCUGUGUCUUCUACAUCCAUGGCCAUCCCAGUCCCAGUGGUGGCAAAAGCCAUGGUGUCAAACACUUUGCUCCAACCUGAGCAGAAGACGGAGAUCCUGGAGAACAAAGAUAUCGCCAGUCUGGGGAAAAGUGCAGGGAAAUAAGGGAGAGGAGGAAAAAUGCAGAGGUAAUUUCAGCAGAUACACAGAUGACUACAUACUACAACCAUUAUUCACAUCAUCAUGUCAUCAAUAUUUUUUCUUUUUUAGAUUAUUUUUUUUGGCAUUUUACUGCUUUUUUAUUAGAUAGUGACAGAUAGAAAGGGGGAGACAGAGGGGGAGACAUGCAGCAAAGGGACCUCAGGCCGGAUUCGAACUCGGGUCCGCUGCAGCAAGCACACGGCCUUCAUAGUAAGCGCUCUACCAGUGUGAGCCACCGGGACGCCCAUGUCAUCAAUAUUUAAUCUUGAAAUUGUAUAUGGGUGGCAUUGCUUGGGUCUAGGAUGAUAUUGUUAUACAUUCCUCAGGGAACUGUUGCUUGGCUUUUCGAUGAGCAACUGCCUUAAAGUAAAUGCUUGUAAUUUAUUCUGCACUCGAUAUUGAGAUAUUGAAAUAUUGGAUGUUUUUAAAAUGCUCUCAUUGCAUCAUUAUAUUUAACUAUGUAUGGGUGUUUGAAUUUUUUCCCCCCAUAAUGACUGUAUCAAUAUUAAUAUCUUGAUGUCUGUAUCUGCACUACACUACAUCUGUGCAGUAUAUAUUGCAUGCAACAUGCAGAUAUGGUCCCACCCAAUGAAGAUAUAAAGUUCUGUUUUUUUUUGUGAUAAAAGCAAUAAUACAUUUUGUUGAUAAUUCAUUUUGAACACAUGUUUCUAAAGCUAUAAAGUGCCAUUUUUAUUUAGGUGAUGAUUAAUUUAAACAUACCUUGGAACCAAGUUAAACUAAGCAAGUGUUAGCUAUGUCAGACAUCCAGAAUAUGAUGUAUACAUUAAAACCAGCACGUGUGUUUGUGCAUAGAUAGAAACAUUUAAUAAAAGGUAGACAAACCAGAAUAUGAAGAAGACAAACAGAAUAAUGGAAUACUAUCAACCUGUGUUCCUAGUAAAAUCUACACUAAUAAAACUUUUAUUCUUUUCA
Messenger RNA from Centropristis striata (black sea bass), 1961 nucleotides. RefSeq names its product HIV-1 Tat interactive protein 2 (gene htatip2). The record is from RefSeq and is a predicted model, not a curated record. The transcript is spliced from 7 exons. Gene Ontology annotation, cellular component: cytoplasm. Gene Ontology annotation, biological process: import into nucleus. Bases 153 to 992 code for a protein of 279 amino acids. NCBI's taxonomy places the organism in Eukaryota, Metazoa, Chordata, Actinopteri, Perciformes, Serranidae.